AGCGGCCCCGGGGCUCCCCCAGCGCCCCCCGGCACCCCAAAACCCCCCCGGGCACCGCCUCUCCGCUCCCGUCCCGUCCCACCGGGGGCUCCAUGCGAGCCGAGCCCCGAUGGCCGCGGUCCCGAGCGCCGGGAACAAGCGCAAACCGGAGGAUGCGGGACCAGGAUCGGGAUCGGCCGCGUCCAGCGGCGCCACCUCGGACGAUGAGAUCGCCACGAGCGACAGCGGCGACAGCUGCGACAGCGGCGGCAGCUCCGGCAGCGCCGGGCCUCCAUCCAUCCUGCGGCGAUCCCGGGCACGCCGAGGUGGGAAGCGCGUGCGCUUCGCUCAGGUCACCGUUUACUACUUUGCCCGGCGCCAGGGCUUCACCUGCGUGCCCAGCGCCGGCGGCAGCUCCCUGGGCAUGGCCCCGCGGCACCACCGCGCCCGCAGGUACAGCCUCAGCCAGUUCGCUCACCUGCGCCAGGUGAGCCACCGGCAGCACCUGCGGCAGCACCUGCGCAGGGAGAAACUGCGCGCCAGGAGGAGGGAGCUGACCCAGAAUGGGACGGUGCCAUCGGCCGAGGCGGCGGGGCUGACCUUGGCCGACGUGUCCGACGACGACCUGGACGUGGGGCAGGUGGAGGUGGGCGAUUACUUCUACCUGCAGCCGCUGCCCACCAAGCGGCGCCGGGCGCUGCUGCGCGCCUCAGGUGUGCGCAGGAUCGACGCCGAGGAGCGGCAGGAGCUGCGGGCGCUGCGCCUGUCCCGCGAGCAGUGCGGCUGCCUGUGCCGCCUCACCUGCGAGCCGCGCACCUGCGCCUGCAGCCAGGCCGGCAUCCAGUGCCAGGUGGACCGCACAUCGUUCCCGUGCGGCUGCUCCCGGGACGGCUGCGGGAACGUGGCCGGGCGGAUCGAGUUCAACCCGCUGCGCGUCCGCACCCACUUCCUGCACACCCUGAUGAAGCUGGAGCUGGAGAACCGGCGGGAGGAAGAGGAGGAAGAGGAGGGAGCUGCCGCCCUGCCUGCCCCCACCUGGCCCCCCACACAGCCCCCCGAAACUCAGGACUUCCAGGAGUACCUGGCGGAGAACGAGCGGGCGGUGCUGCACCUGCAGACGGCCGAGGAGCUGGAGAGGCUGAAGGCUGAGGAAGACUCUGGAAGCGGUUCUGGGGGAGAAGGGGGCGGGCUCUGCGUCCUGGGGGAGCACCUGGAUGACACCUGGCAGGUGAAACCUCCCCCGUGCCCUGGGCUGGGCUCCACCAUCCUCAUCCCGGCCCAGUUCCCGCUGGAGUCUCCCGUGCUGUGCUACCCCUCGGGGCAGCCGGCCCAGGUGGGCUCCCAGCCUUACCUGGCCGAUGCUCCUGGGCUCUUCUGCCAGGUGGAGCCACAGGCAGGUGCCAAGGGUGGCAGUGGGCACGUGGAGCAUCCAGCUCCAGCUCCCAGCCCCCCUGUCCCUGCUGCUGUGAGCAAGGGAGGAGCACCCCAAAAUCUCCCAGAGCACCUGGAGCACCCCCACCUGCCCAUAUGAGUGGCCUCAGGCCCUCUGGCUCCAUUAUUUAUUCCAUGGAUUGAUUAUUUAAUUGGUGGGGGUGGCUCUGGACAGAGGGUGUCCCUGGCCCAGGGCCAGGAGUCCUUCACUCACCUGGUUGGGGUCACCUGUGCCAGGACUCAGCUGAGCUGCAGCCUCUCAGAUCCCUCCUGUUCUCCAUCCCACCUGGCAGAGAUUACCUGUGCCAGGACUCACCUGAGCUGGAGCGUCCUGGAUCCCAUGGCUGCCUCCACUUUCCUUGUUUUUAAGGGAAAAGCCCUUUUUUCCCUAAUUCCUGUUUGUUUAAUGAAUGUUUCACCUGGGCCUCCCGUCCCACCUCAUCCAGACCAUGCUCCCACUCACCUGCAGCUGGGAUGGAUUUGGAAACACCUGGAACUGGCACAAGAGAGCCAAGAGUCCCCAAACUCACCUGGAAAAUUUUGGGGGUUGAACCAACUUCCUCACUGGCUCCUCCAUCACCUGAACUGAUCCUGGUACCUGCAGGAACCUCCUGAGAUGUUCAUGGCUGGCUCCUCCAUCACCUGAACUGAUCCUGGUACCUGCAGGAACCUCCUGAGAUGUUCAUGGGAGGUGCCUCCAGCAGCUGCCCCUCCAAGGACCAGGAUUUGGGAUGUGAGGGUGCAGGAGUGUCCCUGUCCCCUACCUGUGAUCCUGACCCACCUCAGGUGGGCUCUGGGCAUCCAGCUGCCUCCUUGCCCAUGCCAGGUGAGCCUCACCUGGCUGUGUUUCCCAAAGAACCUGUUCCUGCCGUUCCAGCCCUCAGGAUCCAUCCCACCAUGCCAGCAGGAUCCCUCAGGUGUGCUCAGGUGUGCUCAGGUGUCUGGCUCCUGGUGUCCCCCGUGGAUUUGCUGUUCCUGGUGAACUUCCUGGAGCACCUGCAACUCCCUGUGCUGCUCCUCAGGUGCUUCCUGCUCACCUGUGCUCCUUCAUCUCCACUGGCAUCAAACUGGUCAGACUGGGAUGGAUUCAGCUUCUCCAGACUCACCUGGGCCCUGCAGCCCUUCCUUGGACUGGGAUUCAUGGAAAACCCACCUGUGCUCCGGACCUUCCUGUGGCUCUGGGAUCUGUCUUGGGAUGAAACUUCUCAUUUUUGGGGCUUUUCCCUCUUUUUUUUGGCUUCAGCCAGGUGAGACCAACCAGGACCAAGAGCAAUUCCAGCCUGAGAAGAGGCAGGAGUGGGGGAAAAUCGGGAUGUGGGGUGGGGUCUGUGCCCCAAAUCUGCAUUCUGCUCACCUGGACCCUGCAGACUGUGGGAUCUGCUCACCUGGAGCUGCUCACCUGGUGGGAUCUGAGCCCCUGGAGCUGCUCACCUGUCCUGGUCUGUGCCUUCAGGACCUGCUCACCUGGAUGCUCCCAGACCCCGGCGUCGCAGGGACCCAAAUCCCCCAAUCCAGCUGCUGCCACCCCGUUAUUUUCCUGAAUUUUUGAUUUCACCAUUGGCUUUUCCCACAGUUUUCCCACACUGGGGUCUGACCCCCUCCACUUUUGGGGGUUGAGAGUCCCCUGGUGCUCCUGGGGGUCACCUGUCCUCUGGUGGGGGGCAGUUUAAGCGGGCUCAAAGUGGGAUUUUUAGUGGUUUUGGGGGCGUUGAGGGAGUUUUUUGAGUUGAAAAGGGUUCAGAGGGGUUUUUAUGGGGUUUAGGGGUUCAGGAGAGUUUUAAAAAGGGGUUUAAGGGGGCUCAGAGGGGUUUUUGGGGGAUUCAGGGAGGUUCAAAGUGGGGUUUUUAGGGGUUAUGGGGUGUUUUGGGGUUCAGAGGGGGUUUUUGUGGGUUUUAGUCAUUCAGACAGGUUUAAGGGGGCUCAGAGGGGUUUUUGGGGGAUUCAGGGAAGUUCAAAGUGGGGUUUUUAGGGGUUACGGGGUGUUUUGGGUUUAAGAGGGGUUUUUUUGUGGGUUUUAGUCAUUCAGACAGGUUUAAGGGGGCUCAGAGGGUUUUUUGGGGGAUUCAGGGAGGUUCAAAGUGGGGUUUUUAAGGGUUGUGGGGUGUUUUGGGGUUCAGAGGGGGUUUUUGUGGGUUUUAAGGGGGUUUAAGGGGGCUAGAAGGGGUUCAGCUGGAUCUAAAGGGGUUUAUAAAGGUUUUUAAGGGUCUUUUUGGGAGAUCAAGGGCGUUCAGAGGAGUUUAAGGGGCUUUAAGAGGGGAUUCAAGGGAGUUCAACAGGGUUUAAGGGUGUCAAAGGGAUUUUUUAGGCUUUUGAAAAGAGGUUUAAGGGGGGUUUAAAAAGCUUUAGGUGAGUUCAGAGGAGUCUAAAGGGGCUCAGGUGGGGUUUAAGUUGGUUUAAAGGGCUUUUUUAGAUGCUCAAAAGGGGAUUUAAGUGAGUUCAGAAGAUUUAAGGGGGUUUAAAAGGGGAUUCAGGGGCCUUAAAUGGGUUCCAAGUUGUUUGGGGGGGCUCAGAGGAGGGGUGUAAGGGGUUAAAAAGGGGGUUCAGAGAGGCAUUUGGGGGUUUUUAGGAGUUCAGGGAGGGAUUGAAUGGUGUUCAGAGGUUUUUUUGGGGGUUCAAAAGAGAUUUCAACAUGUUUGGCAGAGUCAGAGGGGGUUAAGGGGGUUCCAGGGGUUAUUUUUGGGGUUCAGAAGGGGGGUUUUAUCCCAUUUCACCCAAACCCCGCCAGAAUUCCCAAAUUUAUCCCAUUUCACCCAAACCACGGAAUUCCCAAAUUUAUCCCAUUUCACCCAAACCCCGCCAGAAUUCCCAAAUUUAUCCAUUUCACCCAAACCACGGAAUUCCCAAAUUUAUCCCAUUUCACCCAAACCCCG
Molecule: messenger RNA, 4280 nt
Organism: Taeniopygia guttata (zebra finch)
Lineage: Eukaryota; Metazoa; Chordata; Aves; Passeriformes; Estrildidae
Gene: CSRNP2
Product: cysteine and serine rich nuclear protein 2
Biological process (GO): regulation of transcription by RNA polymerase II
Cellular component (GO): nucleus
Molecular function (GO): DNA-binding transcription factor activity, RNA polymerase II-specific; sequence-specific DNA binding
Source: RefSeq, a predicted model, not a curated record